AUGACCAGCAACUUGAACAAUCGGGUUCGAAUUUCCAUUGAUCGUGGUGGAACAUUUACAGAUGUCUGUGCUUAUAUUCCAGGCCCUGAGCCUCGUGAUAUCGUUCUGAAACUUCUUUCAGUCGACCCCGCAAACUAUAAGGAUGCUCCUGUGGAGGGUAUUCGUCGAAUCCUGGAACAAGUCACUGGCAAAAAAAUACCUCGUAAUGAACUAAUUGAUCUGGAGCCAGUAGAGUCAAUUCGCAUGGGUACUACUGUUGCUACAAAUGCUCUUCUUGAACGAAAGGGUGACCGAGUUGCAUUCAUUGUCACUAAAGGUUUUGGUGAUAUCUUACAAAUUGGCCAACAAUCUCGACCCUCUAUUUUUGACCUUUCCGUUUCUAAACUUUCCAGUCUUUAUGAACAAGUCUACGAAGUAGAUGAAAGGGUCACUCUUGAGGGUUAUAGUGAGAAUCCCUAUCUAGAAAAGUUUGAUAUAGAAAAUGAUGAGAACUUGGUCAUCGGUACAUCUGGCGAGGUUGUCCGAAUUUUGCAAAGGCCAGAUGAAACUAAGAUCAAAAAUCUCCUCCAAAAGAUUUGGGAUACUGGAAUACGAUCUUUAGCUAUUACUUUUAUGCAUUCCUACAUUUAUCCUGAUCAUGAAGAAAUCGUCGCUAACAUUGCUCGGGAAAUGGGCUUCGACGUUUCGGCUUCUUCGGAAAUUCAACCAAUGAUCAAACUGGUUUCAAGAGCGAACUCUGCUACCGCCGACGCCUAUUUGUCUCCUAUUACUAAACGCUAUGUUCAAAACUUUGGCAAGGGAUUCAAGGGCGGUUUAGAUGCUGUUGGCCAUAAACUUUUGUUUAUGCAAUCAGAUGGUGGUUUGACUUCCUGGUCAACCUUUUCUGGUCUUAAAGCCAUUUUGUCAGGACCCGCUGGCGGUGUUAUUGGCUACUCCCGAACAUCUUACGAAGAAGAUGAAAAGACACCCAUUCUCGGAUUUGAUAUGGGUGGCACCUCUACUGAUGUAUCAAGAUAUAAUGGUGCUUUAGAACAUAUUUUUGAAACCACUACUGCCGAAGUAACAAUUCAGUCUCCACAACUCGAUAUUAAUACUGUUGCUGCUGGCGGUGGCUCAAUUUUGUUUUGGAGAAAAGGUCUUUUUGCUGUUGGCCCCGAGUCUGCCAGUGCACAUCCUGGUCCUGCUUGUUAUCGCAAGGGUGGUCCUUUAACAGUUACUGACGCCAAUUUAUUUUUGGGUCGUAUCGUUCCAGAGUACUUCCCACACAUCUUUGGUCCAAACGAAGAUGAACCUCUGGAUCCUGAAAUUGUCAAGGUUAAAUUUGCCGAGCUUACUGAAAAGAUCAAUAAAGAUAGACCCGGCCAACAGGCCAUGUCUCCUGAAGAAGUUGCCAUGGGCUUUCUUACAGUUGCUAACGAGGCCAUGUGCCGCCCUAUUCGAACAUUAACUGAAGGAAAAGGUUACACUGUUGCAAGUCAUCACCUUGCUUCUUUUGGAGGUGCCGGCGGUCAACAUGCCAGCGCAAUUGCCAAAAUUCUUGGUAUACAUCGUGUGAUUAUUCACAAAUAUUCUUCUAUCCUUUCGGCUUAUGGUAUGUCUCUUGCUGAUGUUGUUCAUGAAGUCCAAAGACCGGAAUCUGUGGUUUUGUCUGAAGAAUCUCUUCCUGGGUUGUCUUCUAGACUUGACGAAAUUUCUAAGGAGGCUGUUGGUGCACUUGUUUCCCAAGGCUUUGAUGAAAAGAAUGUUGUUGUUGAGAGAUACCUUAACUUGAGAUACAAAGGUACAGAAACCUUCAUUAUGGUCCGCGACCCAGCUCAAGAUAAUUCCCAAUCUUAUGCCAAGAGCUUUAUUGAUAAGCAUAAAACCGAGUUUGGGUUUUCUUUAGAACGUGAAAUUCUUGUUGGUGAUAUACGUGUUCGUGGCGUUGGAAUGACUCCUAUGGAGACUGGUACUACCCCGGGAUACGACAUAAAAUCAAAAGGGUCUGAUUACUUUCCUGUUGACGAAAAUGCUUCUAUUGGUAUAAAGAAACUUUACUUUGAGGGCUCUGGCUGGGUUGAUGCCAAAGUUUAUCCCAGCGACAAUUUAAAGCGAGGCCAACAAAUCAAAGGCCCUGCCAUGAUUAUUGACAAGACCCAAACUAUUGUUGUCGACACUAGCGCAGUUGCCACUGUUCUUACUAGUCAUAUUCUUCUCGAUCUUGAUAAUAAAAAAAGGAGAGCGCUUAAUGCUGAAGUUAUUGAUCCUAUUCAGUUGUCAGUUUUUGGCCACCGUUUUAUGUCAAUCGCUGAACAAAUGGGCCAAACUCUUCAAAAGACUUCAAUUUCUGCCAAUAUUAAAGAGCGUUUGGACUUUUCUUGUGCAAUUUUUUCCCCGGAUGGUGGUCUUGUCGCAAAUGCUCCUCAUAUUCCUGUUCAUUUGGGUUCCAUGUCAAGUGCUGUCGAAUAUCAAAAAAACCUUUGGGAAGGCAAGCUUGUUGAUGGUGAUGUUCUUGUGGCAAACCACCCUGCUCAUGGUGGAUCACAUUUACCUGAUAUUACUGUCAUCACACCCGUUUUUCAACCCGGAACAAAGACAAUCAUUUUUUGGGCUGCUUCAAGAGGUCAUCACUCGGACAUUGGUGGAAUAACUGCGGGCUCUAUGCCACCGUAUUCGAAAGAGAUCUGGGAAGAAGGUGCUAUGAUUCCCGGGUUUAAGGUUGUCAAAGCUGGGAAGUUUGACGAAGAGGGUAUCGUGGAUCUACUCUAUACACAGCCUAGCAAGUACCCUGGUUGCAGUGGUUCGCGCAGUUUAAGUGAUAGUUUGUCUGAUCUUAAAGCACAAAUUGCGGCUAAUAAUAAGGGUAUUUCACUUCUCCAUGAUAUUAUUGAAGAGUUUGGUUUGGAAGUUGUUCAAUUUUACAUGUAUGGAAUUCAAGCAAAUGCUGAGCUUGCUGUUCGUGAGCUUCUUAAAGGCGUCGCUAAAAAGUAUGGUGAUGGCCACGUUUUACGUGCCCGCGAUCAGCUUGAUGAUGGAACUGCAAUUGUUCUUGCCAUUAAAAUUAACCCUGAAGAUGGAAGUGCGGUAUUUGACUUUGAAGGAACUGGACCUCAGAUUUACGGUAAUUUGAAUGCACCACGAGCAAUUACUCAAUCUGCCAUUCUAUAUGUGUUACGAUCUCUUAUUUCCGAAAACAUCCCCUUGAACCAGGGUUGUUUGACACCUAUUACAAUUAAUGUUCCUGAAGGUAGUGUCCUAGCUCCUGGUCCCGAACGUGCUACAGUUGGUGGUAACGUGGAAACUUCACAACGCAUUACGGACGUUACUCUUAAGGCGUUCGAGGCUAUGGGUGCAUCGCAAGGUACUUGCAAUAAUCUGACGUUUGGCUUCGGUGGUGAAACUCUUCCUGAUGGUACUACCCGUCCUGGUUUUGGCUACUACGAAACAAUUGCCGGUGGUGCUGGUGCUGGGCCAUGGUGGAAUGGCCAGAGCGGUGUCCAGGUGCACAUGACCAACACACGGGCCACUGAUCCUGAAAUUUUGGAAAAACGUUAUCCUUGUAUUCUACAUGAUUUUUCAUUGCGUAAGGGUUCUGGAGGUGAUGGUCAGUUUGUUGGAGGUGAAGGUGUUGUACGCGACAUUGAAUUCCGUAUCCCUGUGCAAGUUUCAAUUUUGAGUGAGCGUCGAGCUAUUGCGCCAUUUGGCAUCAAGGGAGGUUUACCUGCUCUUCCUGGUGAGAACUUGUGGAAACAAUUGCGCGCUGGUUCCGAUAAGAAGAACGAUUACAUUGUUGUAUCGUUAGGUGGAAAGAAUACUGUGCAUAUGAAUACCGGUGAUCAUGUUGUCAUCAAGACUCCUGGUGGUGGAGGUUUCGGAGAACCAAGCUUGAAAUCUAGCCGCAUAGCGGAGUCCGAAAAUGCCGCUAGUAAAUUCAUUCCCCGCGCCAGUGGUAGUGUUUCUCAAAGAGUUGCUGCUGGUGAAGCAUCUGCUUAG
Messenger RNA from Magnusiomyces paraingens, 3972 nucleotides. RefSeq lists its product as uncharacterized. Gene Ontology annotation, biological process: glutathione metabolic process. NCBI's taxonomy places the organism in Eukaryota, Fungi, Ascomycota, Dipodascomycetes, Dipodascales, Dipodascaceae. The transcript is spliced from 3 exons. Bases 1 to 3972 code for a protein of 1323 amino acids. The record is from RefSeq and is a predicted model, not a curated record. Gene Ontology annotation, cellular component: cytosol. Gene Ontology annotation, molecular function: 5-oxoprolinase (ATP-hydrolyzing) activity.